Molecule: messenger RNA, 594 nt
Organism: Chlorella variabilis
Lineage: Eukaryota; Viridiplantae; Chlorophyta; Trebouxiophyceae; Chlorellales; Chlorellaceae
Exons: 4
Molecular function (GO): oxidoreductase activity
Source: RefSeq, a predicted model, not a curated record
GGGUGCAACGGGCGGUGGGUGCGGGAGCUGUGCCGUGAGCUGCCCAUCUUCUACGGCAGCCCCGUGAGGGAGGUCCGCCACUGCGCAACAGGCGUGGAGGUGCAGACGGAGCAGCACUGCUUCCGCGGGGAUGCGGCGGUGGUGACGGUACCGCUGGGCGUGCUGAAGCGGGGGGACGCCGCGCUGCGCUUCGUGCCGCCGCUGACGGAGCGCAAGGCCGGCGCCAUCGGGCGCCUCGGCUUUGGCUCCAUGAACAAGGUGGGGGCACGCUGUGCUGCGCCACGCUGCGCCGCGCUGCGCCAUGCCUUUCUCUUCUACUCCUACACACACAUCUCGGGGGGCGCGCUGCUCAUAGCGCUGUGCUCGGGCGAGGCUGCCGAGCGGCUGGAGCAGCGGUUUGCCGGGGAGGCGGCCGGGCGGGUGAUGCGCGUGCUGCGGGCCAUCUACGAGCGGCGGGGCGUGGAGGUGCCGCCGCCGCUGCAGGUGGUGACCACCCGCUGGGGCAGCGACCCCAUGGCCUAUGGCGCCUACUCCUCCAUGCCUGUGGGCACACAGGGCGGCGCGGACUACGACACGCUGGCGGAGAGCGUGGGC